This is a messenger RNA of Schistosoma haematobium, 1152 nucleotides long. RefSeq lists its product as uncharacterized. Gene Ontology annotation, molecular function: inositol-1,4,5-trisphosphate 3-kinase activity; inositol tetrakisphosphate kinase activity. The transcript has 6 exons. NCBI's taxonomy places the organism in Eukaryota, Metazoa, Platyhelminthes, Trematoda, Strigeidida, Schistosomatidae. Gene Ontology annotation, biological process: inositol phosphate biosynthetic process. Bases 1 to 1152 code for a protein of 383 amino acids. Gene Ontology annotation, cellular component: nucleus; cytoplasm. The record is from RefSeq and is a predicted model, not a curated record.
AUGUGUGAUAUAACGAAUAUUGGAAUGUUAACUAUACAAGAGACUCUAAAGGAACUGGUUGUUUGUUUAUCAAACACAUCGAUAAUGUUUGGUGAUGUUCCUCCUCUACCUACAUGUACGGAAUCAUAUGCCUUCCAGGUGGCUGGUCAUUCUCGAGAAAAUGCAAGUAGUUUCGAAAUACUUCGAGAUAAAUCUAAACCAAUCAUUUACAAGUCAUUACAAGAUCGUGAAAGAGGUAUGCGUGAAGUGAUGUUUUACCAGAAUGUGUUUUCUGCGGAUGCUUCGGAAGCACUCAAACGUCUUCGUCAAUUUAUUCCAACUUAUUAUGGAGUUUUUCAAUGCCCAGGAACUAAAGCUUACUACAUGGCUUUAUCUGAUCUGGUGGCCGAUUUCAAACAACCAAAUAUAUGCGAUUUUAAAAUGGGUACAGUCAUUAAUUAUCCAGAAGACACAAUCCCAGACGAUCAAUUUCAAUAUACUUGGCGUCGUGAAUUAGGUAUUAUGUUAGCUGGUAUUCAGAUUUCCGAUUCAGUGAAUCACUGUUUAAUCAAGUUGAAUAAAGCAUUUGGACGCACUUUAACUCCAGAACAAGUUUAUUCACUUUGUGUAAAACCAUUUCUAGGUGCAGAUCCUACCUAUAGUGUUAAACUUGCUCAAAAUUAUAUCAUACAACUUAGUCGUAUUUUAAAUUGGUAUGUCGAAUAUGGUGCGAAAGAGCUCACAUUCUGUCGUUCCUCACUUUUAUUGAUUCAUGAAUCAUUGGCGAAUGACAACAGUAAUAAUGACCAUUGUCUUUCUGAAUCAUGUUCAUCAUCAUCUCCUAUAUCACCAUCCACCACAACAACAGUAGACAAUCAGUCAGUCAAUAGUUCAAAUGAUAUUAUCAACUCCGAUAUUACUAUUUCUUCGAAUGGAGGCAAUAUUAGUAACACUAGUAGUGGCAGUAGUGGUAAUAAUACUGCACAUACAGAGGUUUAUUUAAUUGAUUUUGUGCGUUGGAAAGCUAAAUCAUCUACUGAUGUCAAUGAUAAUGGUGGUUGUAGUAAGGAUUGUUGGAGUUGUGAACUAACUGACGGUUUUCGGCAUGGAUUGGAAACAUUGAUCGGGUUAAUGCAACGCGUGGUUAAUACAGAAAAUUCAGCUGAAAUGUAA